Molecule: messenger RNA, 2852 nt
Organism: Cutaneotrichosporon oleaginosum
Lineage: Eukaryota; Fungi; Basidiomycota; Tremellomycetes; Trichosporonales; Trichosporonaceae
Biological process (GO): transmembrane transport
Molecular function (GO): transmembrane transporter activity
Source: RefSeq, a predicted model, not a curated record
GUUUACAUCUCAACAUACACGAUACCAUGAUCGCGGACAACCCGUUUGAGCCACCGCGCGAGCCCCCUCCUGCGCACAUGGGCGCCGAAGACACGCCGCGGCGCCGCGUGCAGUGGGACACGGGGCAUGUUGUUGACAUGGCCGAGAAGGACAGCGACACACUGCACGAACCCGAGCAAGAGCGCGGACACGAGCACGGGCACGAGCACGCGGCGCCCGGGCGCGGGCAGAAGCGUACCCCGGACCUGGGCGCUGUAAACCGUGCCCUCCAAGGUCUCGACGACUACGGCUACCGCGUCGACGCUGAUCCAGGGGAUACACCGGCGGGGGAGGAGAUGACGAUCCACCGGCUGCUCAAGCCUGAGGGGGCGGAUCACGUCAGCCAGCACGUCCAGCUCGGCGAGACGGACGGCCUGCCGACCUAUAGGCCGGAGGAUGACGCCGCAGCGUUGGUGGGCGAGCACACCGGCAAGCGGGGGCGGUGGUCUUCGCUGCGCCGCCGCGUGCGCAGCGGAUCGGUGACGCGCAAAGGGAGAGACGGGGAGCACGAGAAGCUCGAAGACCUCGACAAGCUGCCCACGGUCGGCGAGCACGCUGAAGGCAAUGAGCCGCGCACCUCAGCCAACCCACCCCUGGCACCGCCCCAGCCACAGCUUGGGAUGCCACAACUGCCAGGAGGCACAUCGGUGCUGUCCUCCCUGCUUGCGCUGUACAGCACACAGCGCCAGCUGGACAGCAUGCCGGCGUCAGCGGCGUCCACGCCGGCAAACUCGCGCCCGCCGUCGCCCGACCGCGAGUCGCCCGAGCGCGGGCGCAAGGAGGGGCGCAAGCGCUCCAAGAGUCCGUGGCGGCGCUCGACGAGCGGCACCCCGCCGCGCACAGGCACGCCAGACGAGAUGCGGCGCAACAAGUCCGCGCAGUCGCUCCUGCGUGUCGUAAACGACCUGCGCGACGACCGGCCUCGGCAGGCGCGCUCUGGCGCGGGCGUCUUCGGCGCCCUCGUCGCGAACACGGCGACGAUGGCGGCCCCCGCCGCCCCGGCGUCCUCGACCCUCGUACCCGCCGCCACGAAGCGGGGGUACCACCUCAACCGGUACUCGUUGAAGGAGAGCCCGCUGCCGUCGCCGCGCGCGAGUUUCGUCAUGUCCCGCCCGUCCAGUCCGCUGGGACACGAGUCGCCGCGCACGCACCCGUCGAGUGUCGACGAGCGCGCUGCGUCGAGCGACAACCUCGUCGAGAUGAAGCGGCGGCGGCCGCGCGCACCCAUCCUUGCCGCGCGCAAGGAGCGGCCCUCGACGCCCGAGCAGGCCGAGGACGAGCGCCGGCGGCGCGAGUGGGAGAGCGAGAAGAAGCGCCGCAAGAAGGCGAAAGAGGCGCGCAAGAAGCAGGAAGUGUACAUAAUCCAGCAUGUGGCGGCGAUCCUCUAUCGCCAACAGUUUAUCAUGAAACUCGCGCGCGCGCUCAUGAUGUUUGGGAGCCCGACGCACCGCCUCGAAACGCAGAUCCAGGCGACGGCGCGCGUGCUCGACAUCUCCGUCCAGGUCGUCUACCUGCCCAACAUCGUCAUGAUCUCGUUCGCCGACGACUCAACGCACACGUCCGAGACCAAGUUCAUGAAGCAGGCCGGCACGGUCGACCUUGGCAAGCUGCUGACGACGCACAACAUCUACUGGGCGGUGGUGCACGACAAGAUGAGCGUGGAGGACGCGGGGCGCGAGCUCGACCGCCUCAUGACCACGCGCCCAUGCUACAACGCAUGGCAGAUGAUCCUCAUCGCCGGCUUCUGCUCCGGCAUUAUCGUGAUCACGUCGUACUUCGGCUCGUUCCUCGACGCACUCAUGGCCGCGCCGCUCGGCAUGCUCCUGCAAGCAGUGCAGCUGAUCGCGCUGAAGAACGACCUCUUCGGGGGCGUCUUCGAGAUCGUCAUCGCGACCGUCAUCAGCUUCCUCGCCGCCGUCCUCGCGUCCACCCACUACUUCUGCUACACGGCGCUCGUGAGCGGCGGGAUCGUGCUCAUCCUCCCCGGCUUCAUCGUGCUCUCCGGCGCGCUCGAGCUCGCCUCGCGCAACAUCACCGCCGGCGCCGUGCGCAUGGGAUACAGCGUCAUCUACUCCCUCUUCCUCGGCUUUGGCAUCUCCAUCGGCUCCGAGGUAUACGUCAAAAUCCGCGGCCUCCAGGUCGAGAACGCCACCAACAACACCUGCUCCGCGAUGCGGUACGAAGGCCAGCCAUGGUACCUCUCCGCGCCCAGCCCGUACUGGUACUUCUUGACGGUGCCGACAUUCGCCCUCUUCCUCUCGCUCAACCUCCAGCAGCCGCUGCGCCGCUCAGGCCGCGAGCUGCCGAUCAUGGUCGCGUUCGCCUGCGCCGGCUGGGUGACCAACUACUUCGCCGGCCGGGCCUUCCCGGGCCGCUCGGACAUUGUCUCUGCCAUCGGCUCGUUCUGUAUCGGCAUCCUCGGGAACCUCUACGGAAGACUCAGCAACGGCGCCAGCUUCCCCGUCAUGGUCACCGGUAUUCUUAUGCAGCUCCCCUCGGGUCUCAAAGAGGGUGGCUUGUUCAACUUUGCCAACGACACGGGCGCGGGAAGCGUCACUCAGUGGUCGACCGGCUUCAAGGUCGCCGGCCAGCUCGUCAGUGUCGCCAUCGGCCUCACCGUCGGCCUCUUCGUCGCCGCCGUCGUCAUGCACCCGCUCGGCGGGUCGAAGCGGCGCGGCGCCGGCAUCUUCUCCUUCUAAAUGCUCUUGCUUAUCGCGCAUUGCCCACAUUGCCACAUGCUAUGCGGGCCGAGGACUUUACCACCACCACUACUGUAUUUCUACAAUUCAUUAUGACAUGUUGUGACACCGACG